Messenger RNA from Trichoderma atroviride IMI 206040, 3549 nucleotides. RefSeq lists its product as uncharacterized. Gene Ontology annotation, molecular function: protein binding. Lineage: Eukaryota; Fungi; Ascomycota; Sordariomycetes; Hypocreales; Hypocreaceae. The record is from RefSeq and is a predicted model, not a curated record.
AUGCCGCCGCCAGCUCGUCAGCGACCUCGCCCAAGACCUGCUCCAAGACCUGCUCCAAGACCUGCUCCGCCGAACAAACAGUCGGACAAUGGCCAGCUCAUGACACCUCCAAAAGGCCAACUACAAGCAGCUUCGUCUGGGCCGGAAAAGAGACAAAUAAAAUACAACAUCUUGACUUACCUAGCCUGCGUCCAAGAAUGCCAGAUAGACGUGACCGACAUGGUACCGAUUGAAGCCCAGGGCAUCUUGGGCCGCGGCGGCCAGGCCAUUGUAGUGCAGACGCAGCAAAGCCUCGACACGACCCUGGCGUUCAAGUACAGGAUACCGGAGCCCAGCAUGUUCGGAAGCCGAUCGUGGGCGAGCGAGAAGGGCGACGAUGCGGCUUAUCGCGAGAUCUGCUCGGAGGUGAUGGCGCUGGGACACCCUGAGAUACGCAAGCACCCCAAUAUUGUGCAGUUGCUCGCCGUCAGCUGGGAACUUCGCAGGAAGAAGGGGUGGAUCUUCGGCAGCACUCUGCAAGUCUGGCCGAUGAUGAUCUUUGAGAAGGCCUCACAUGAGGACCUGCGCAAGUUCAUGACGGCUGGCGAGGGCAAAGAACUGAGUCUCGCUGCUGGUGUUGGUAUAUGUGAGGACCUCGCGUCAGCGCUCGCAGUCGUCCACAGCAACGAUAUCAUCCACGGCGACAUCAAACCGGAAAACGUGCUGGUGUUUGCAGGACCCGUCGUGAAGCUGGCAGACUUUGGCUUUUCCGCGCUUGCAUCGGGCAAGCCUUUUCGACUUGGGGGGACUGAGCCCUGGGUCGCACCAGAAUACGACAGGUCAGGUCGUUACACACUUGAGCAGGCCAAGCUAAUGGACCUCUACUCGUAUGGGCUGCUAUGCUUGUGGGUGGUUUUCAGGGACCAGAUACAGGAGAUGGGAUCGCAAAUACCAGCACGCAAUGGCUCCCUACUCUCUCGUCUAUCUAGCAUCUUGAGCCGGCGCUAUCGCGACAUGACAGACUCCCCCUCUCCUGUACCUCCAGACCCGGUCUUGAACUUCUUUGCCGAAUACAACGUAAAGGAUGCAUCGCAGAACAUGAUGCGAGCGCGUGCCUUGGAGCUUGUGGACAAGAUGGACAAGAUAGACGAGUCCGGGUUCAAAACGGUGUUGCAUCGGCUAUUCGCCACAUCUCUCUCAUACAAGCCUGCCGAGCGAUCAUUUGGCUCGUCAGCUGGGACUAACUUCGCGAUUGUAGCAGGAAUACUGCGCGAGGCAGGUGCUAAUCUUGGAGACGCGAACCUUUCCACCCCGGCAAACAGCGAACCAUCUCAAGAGCAUAGUCCAAAACCAUCAUUUCCUGCACCAGAAAGCUUUCAGGUCUGGAAAUCGCUACCGGGUCUCUGUAUGACGGACUACCGUGUGCGAGAGCAUAUUUGCAAUAAGCUAAUCAAGGAAUACAAUGAUGCCUUGGAUGCCGAACAGAGAGCUCGACUUGCCGUCGAGAUUGCCUUUUGCAAGAAGAUUGGAUUGGGUUGCGAAAAAGAUGACCAACGAGCAAACUCCCUCUUGGAGGAAGCCAAAAGCUUAUCUCCCGGAGUGCUUGCUUGGGGAGAGGAUUCUAUCCAGGAUACACAAAUGCGUGAAUGCAUAGAUGCUUGCCAGGCACCCACGAGGCAGCGCAACUUUAUCAUUCGCGAUCUCUACGACAACGGGACGUAUUUACCAUUCUACCACGCCACUCAUUUUCGCUCCGAUCCAGAUCAGUUGUGGAUGGGCAUGAAGGAGGCUCGAGAGAGGGAGGUUGAGAGGAUGGAAGAGGCUCUUGGAAAUACCCACGAAGCGGUCUUGCAGCUCAAGUGGGCGCUAUCUACUCUCUAUGGCGAAAUGAGGAUGCCAAUCCACCAACUAAGGCUUCUCGGUGGUGUGAUCAGAGAUAUUGAGGACGACAAAAGCCGCGGCCCGCAUCAUCGCGAUACGAUCAUGACGAGAGUAUAUUAUACCAUUGCGCGCAAUGACGCAUUUGGAGUGCAGUAUGGUGAUAAAUACAUCGGCCAGGACCGAGAGCUUGUUGAUUUGCUGUCACGAAGCAGACUUGCCGAACAUGACAUGACCCGAAUUCUCGCGGCAGAGUUGUCUGAAAUGCUGGCUUACUCUGGGCACUUCAGAGAGGCUGCAGAGUUUUUGAAGCUUGCGAAGAGGAUUGCUACCAUUAGGCAUGGCGAGGAUGGCAUCGAGACCCUCAAGCUCUCGGCAAUGGAGUCUGAUCAGCUGCUCUCCGAAGGUAAUGCGGUAAAGGCGAUAGAGAUAAAAAAGCAUGUGCUUAAGAGAAUGAAGAAGCUAGUGGACCAGAGAGACCCCUUGUUGCAUCACCUGCGGUUGAAUCUUGCCAUGGCUCUCCUAUCGUCGGGUAAUCUAUCCGAGGCGAUUGAGCUGAUGCAAGAAUCGGAAGAGGUGCUCAGGAGAAACUUUGAGCCUCAGAGUCCGAUCAUGCUGACCACGGCCUUGACUCGCUUGGCGAUGUUGACAAACCAUGGAAAAUUUGAAGAGCCCGUGAGGGCCUUGCCGAAUAUCAUAGAGGGUCUACAAAAAGACCCAUGGCAGCCGUCCGAGAUGUUACCCCCUGAGCUGACCGCCCUCGAGCUGUCUGAUUUACUGAGGACUGAGGUUGAAAAACCAGCUACUACCUAUCCAGACCUGCGGCUAUUUCCCAAAAGGCCCGAGCUACUCAUGGCGCAGAUUCUGUAUGCAACAGCGUGCCGCGCCUACAUCUUCUCAGAAGGUGACCGGGAGCGUGGAGACAGCAAAGACGCCCUUCCUGCCAACCUUGAGCAUGAAGCUGACAAGUGUCUGGAGGAAGCCAUGCAGGCCAUUGAUCGUAGCAUGGGAUCUGACGAAUGGCAUCUGCCCAGUGCGGUCAAGGGCGUUGCGGGCUCAGCCCUCCGGCUAGCCAUGGACCGGGAGAUGACUCCUCUCGUGGAGCUGAUUGCCUCGAUGGGCGCGAGAAAUGAGAGAAACGGUCUGCAUUAUGACAAAGCCACUGCAAUAGCGCGGAGGACGGGUCUGUGGAAGACCACUGCCCUGUUAGAGGAGCAUCGUGACCUUUGCGCGAGGAAGCCUGCAGACACAUGGGAUCCACCGCUGUUUCAAAGCCAACGUGAUUUGGCUGCAUGGCUUACCGGGCAGUGGAAAGGGUCGUAUCUCUACGAGAGCAUCGGCUCACGCAGAGAUCCGAAAGGUCUUCGGAUUCUAAACCUACAGGCCAUGGAUCCAGCAGAGGCUGCUGCUGCUGCCGACGGCGACGGCGACGGCGACGACAUGACAGACGGACGUUCUGUAAAAGUCGAAGGAACAGCGGCGGAUGAUCAAGGGGCAUGGGUUCUUAGGGGUAUCGCCGACGUCUCGGGUAACGUGGUUCUGCGUCACUUCCUCUCGGAGGGCAGCUUUGAGCAAGGGUGGGAAUAUCACGGAGUCGUGAACCUCGAGAGAGACACAGUGGGCGGGUUUUGGGGCUCUGGAAACAUGUCACGCCAACUGAGCAACGGGACGUUUUUCUAUUUCAAAGAUUGA